Messenger RNA from Aaosphaeria arxii CBS 175.79, 2643 nucleotides. RefSeq names its product methylenetetrahydrofolate reduct. The record is from RefSeq and is a predicted model, not a curated record. Lineage: Eukaryota; Fungi; Ascomycota; Dothideomycetes; Pleosporales. Gene Ontology annotation, cellular component: cytosol. Gene Ontology annotation, molecular function: methylenetetrahydrofolate reductase [NAD(P)H] activity; FAD binding. The coding region runs from base 290 to 2215 and encodes 641 amino acids. The transcript is spliced from 4 exons. Gene Ontology annotation, biological process: tetrahydrofolate interconversion.
GUCCUCCGCCCCAAACAACAGACUACCUGUCCAAUCCUUCCGGAGAGAUCUUUCUACCUAAUUGCCACAUACACUCACACUUACAUUUUUACCACUGCGGUACAUGCAGCGACAGCUCGCGGAUCGCUGGGCCCGCAAACGCUACUUUGGAUAGUCGGCAGCGGUGACAUUCUUGCAGAACGCGGGGUGCUGCGGUGAGCUGUUAAAACAUCCUGAAACGUUGCGACGUACCGAUUCUCCUUUUGCCUGAACCUCUUUCUUUAUUCCUUUCAUACACCUGCCAUUCAUCAUGCACAUCUCCCAGAAACUUUUACAGGCCAGGGCGGAAGGAAAACCCACGUUUUCCUUUGAAUUCUUCCCCCCGAAGACUGCCCAGGGUGUACAAAACCUCUACGACCGCAUGGACCGCAUGCAUGGCCUUGGUCCUCAAUUCAUCGACGUUACAUGGGGCGCAGGCGGCCGCCUAUCCCACCUCACCUGCGAAAUGGUCAAAGUAGCCCAGUCUGUAUACGGCCUCGAAACAUGCAUGCACCUUACAUGCACCGACAUGGAACGCUCGAAGCUCGAUGAAGCCCUGAAAGAGGCCUACAACUCCGGCUGUACCAACAUUUUGGCCUUGCGUGGAGAUCCACCUCGAGAGAAGGAGAAGUGGGAGGCUACUGCUGGUGGCUUUCGUUAUGCCAAGGACCUCGUCAAGUACAUCCGAGACAAGUACGGCAACCACUUCGACAUUGGCGUGGCAGGUUACUCUGAGGGCAGUGAGGAUAACGCGGAUGUCGAUUUACUGAUCGACCAUUUGAAAGAGAAGGUUGAUGCCGGUGCUACUUUCAUCGUCACCCAGAUGUUCUACGAUACGGACAUUUUCCUUUCCUGGGUCGAAAAAGUACGUGCGAAGGGUAUCGAUAUUCCGAUCAUUCCGGGUAUCAUGCCUAUUCACACAUAUGCUGCCUUCCUGCGUAGAGCCAAUUGGACCAAGUGCAAUGUACCUGACGAAUGGACGAAGGCGCUGGAGCCUGUCAAGAACGACGAUGUGGAGGUUCGUGAAGUUGGAAAAGAUCUGGUCGCUGAUAUGUGUCGGAGAUUGAUCAAUGCGGGAAUUACACACUUGCACUUCUACACCAUGAAUCUUGCCCAGGCGACGCGCAUGGUCCUCGAAGAGCUGGAAAUCCUUCCCGAUGUUGAAAGCCCACUCGAGAAGCCACUACCCUGGAGACCAUCUCUUGGUCUCAACCGUCGCGACGAAAACGUACGACCCAUCUUCUGGCGCAAUCGCAAUCGCUCCUACGUUGCUCGCACUCAAGAUUGGGACGAAUUCCCCAAUGGCCGUUGGGGUGACGCGAGGUCUCCUGCUUUUGGUGAGCUUGACUCCUAUGGCAUUGGUUUGAAGGGAACAAACGAGCAAAACAUCAAACUCUGGGGUACCCCAGCAUCAAUCAAGGACAUAUCGGAUCUGUUCGUCCGCUAUAUGAGUGGUGACCUCGAAUCUCUGCCUUGGAGUGAACAAGCUAUCUCGAAAGAGGCUGAGAGUAUCGAACAAGACCUCAUCAAGCUGAACCGACGAGGUUUCCUUACCAUCAAUUCGCAGCCUGCAGUUGACGGAGCCAAGUCAUCCGAUUCUGUCUUUGGUUGGGGACCGCGAAAUGGUUAUGUGUACCAGAAGGCUUACCUCGAAGUACUUGUGUCCCCAGAACAUAUUGCCGAGGUCAUCACAAGGAUUGAGCGUGAUCCAGAUAUGACCUACUACGCGGUAAACAAGGAGGGCGAUCUAAAGACCAAUGCGCCUGGCGAUGGCCCGAAUGCUGUCACCUGGGGUGUCUUCCCCGGAAAGGAGAUUGUACAGCCAACCAUUGUUGAAACUGUCAGUUUCCUCGCAUGGAAAGAUGAGUUCUAUCGACUUGGACAGGACUGGGCGAACUGCCACUCAUCAGUGAGCCCUGCUCGAUAUGUUAUUGAGGAUCUCAUGGAUACGUGGUGGUUGAUCAACAUUGUGAAUAACGAUUUCCAUGUCAAGCAUGGAAUUUUCCCGCUCUUCGACGGUCUCCAGGUACAAGAUAUGGAGAAGCCACUCCACCCAGUCGGCCACACUAACAGCGACUCCGGAUCAAAUGGAGUCAGCAACGGCACCUCUGCCCAGGAUGGCGAGAAAUCGAUCCUGGGGAACGCUGUUGAUGCUGCACGAUCCGCACUCCAGAACGGCCUUAACCUCGCGAAUUAGGAAACAUCGCCAUACACGCUCUUGCAAUUCAACAUAGAAGACCGAGCCUUCUGGCACCCCAUAUUUGGUAAAGAACAUUACAAAUAUAUCUCGGGGCGGCUUUCUACUCUCAACAGUACCUUCUCUUCCCAUCAUCUCAGGAUCUCCUUCCACGGCGUUUUUUCUUUUCCUUUUAAAGGGUUUGGGCAUAAAAGCUUGUCUAAUUGCAUGUGAGAGGCGUCUAUUCAACCUGACGACCAUAAUGAUACGACGGCAGGUAACAGAAAAAAAACGGACAUACAAUUGGCGGACAUAAUUCAUCAUGAUACCCGACCGAUACCCUCAACGGUGUCGGUCAUGUCUCUCUUACUUCAAGAGCAUUCUUACUGCAAACGAAAGCAAUAAAUAUAUUCUUAAGGCUGUGGUAGUAUAUGCCAUCUGCUUCCAUU